CCCUCAGUAAACACCGAGGCCACGGAGGGGCGAGGCGCACGGGCCUCUUCCGUGUUUUGUGCUUAUUACCUUUAUUAUUUUUACACCUAGCGGCUCUGCAAUGUCCAAAUGGGCGGGAAGGAAAGCAAGCCGAUUUCCCUCUCCUACGAGGAGGCAAUGAAAAGAGUUAGUGAUGGGGAAUUUACCAGAUUAAAAGAUGCAUACAAGAGGACAGCAACACUCAAUGGAGCCAUCACCAAACAGGCCUUCAUCAGGGAGGUCCUGGGUGAUGGCGUACCUCUACAGUUGGCCGAGCUAGUAUUUUUGGCCUGUGGAGGGACUACAAAGGGAAUAACAUUUAAAGACCUACUGUGCAGUUUGGUGCUUCUAACUCGUGGCAACAAGGAAGAGAAAAUAAAGUUUAUAUUUGGACUCUAUGCCAAUGAAUCUGGAACACACGUUGUCCGGAGCGACAUGCUCCGCCAGCUUCAGGCAACUGAGGGUGGCUAUACACCUGAAAUUCUUCAUAAGUGCUUUGGUCAAUCUGAACGAAUAUCAUAUGAGGAGUUCAAGGAAUGGCUGCUCUCCUACCCUGAUGCCACCACCGUCACCCGCUGGCUGCUGGCCGAGCCUUGCCAUGUCUCUCUUUCCAAUGACUUGGAGACUCCCACCUUCUACCAAACUUUAGCUGGAGUUACACAUUUGGAAGAGAAGGACAUCUUGGAAUUAGAGAAAAGGUAUUGGAUCUUGAAGGGUUCAUCUCCCUCUGGAAAAUUAGAUCCAGAUACCCUUGUUCCCAUGAUCUCUCCACCACUACCUCCAAUGUUGGCAAAAGGUGUUUUCAAUGCCUUUGAUGAAAACAGAGAUAAUCACAUUGACUUCAAGGAAAUGGCAUGUGGGAUAUCAGCUGCCUGUCGAGGUCCCCAAACUGAGAGGCAAAAGUUUUGCUUCAAAAUUUUUGACCGUGAUCGAGAUGGCCGGCUGUCCCAUGAUGAACUGACAGCCAUGAUUCAGGCUCUCCUGCUGCUACGGGACGAAGAGCAGGAGAAAGGCAGUGCAGAUGAUGUAUGUGUAGGUGUGUCCCCUGAACAUGUGCAAAAGCAGGUGAAGGACUUGUUGAGUCAUCAUGAUCCAACAAAUUCGGGAUCUAUUACUCAGGAGGAAUACUUAAUGUGGACACUUCACAACCCUCUCUCAACUGCCUUGCUUGAUAUAAUUUUCCAGGUUUGCCACAUUGUGCUAGGACUGAAGCCAAGCAGUCGAGCUGAGGAGGGAGAAAUAGUGCUGGGAUGGCUGCGGAGAGCUGAGGCCAAGUCCCUCACCAUAGGCCAGUUUUGGUAUAUCAUCAACAUGGAAUGGUGGGGUCUGUGGCAUGACUAUGUCAGUCAUCAGUCUCCAGGUUCUGAGAGCAGUUCCUUGAGCCCAUCAUCACACAGCAGUUCUCCUGCCAAUUCACAGUGUGGCUCACUGAAACGUACAAAAUUACAGAAAAAGUCUGCUAAUUCAGAGGGAACUGUUGCUUCUGAUGUUAACAGCACUGUAUUUGUAACCAGUAUAGCCAGCUUAGGUGGUGCUGAUUCAUUGUCACUGUCAAGUUUAGAGAAUGAUGUACCUGGGCGAUGUGAUCAGUCUGGAUCUCGACAGAUGACACACCCCCGGCAUGGCCCCGUCUCAUCUAGUCCUCGUAAAAAUUUCAGUUCAAGCAGUUUAUCUGUAUUCAAUUAUGAGGCAAACAGGUGUAGCAGUGCAUCUAGCCCUAGUCACUCUCCUCGCCUCACUCGCCGUGUAGCUACUAGUCCUGGAGCCCUGCAGGUGCCCUCUAGGCCUCCUGCUAUUGAUAAUUCACCAUUGGUCGAGACAAACACAGCUAAGGUCACACUCCUUACUGGUGAAGGUGGAAGACUAAAACGGAAUGUCCCUCUUGUUGAAGGCCGGGACUUUGUGUUGGUUCCUGACUCCUUAUGGAAGGCCCUUCAACAGUGGUAUGGAGGAGCGCCUGCCCUUCCUCGACAGGUCAUUCAUGGUCGAUGCAGUGGUGAAGUGGAGCUGGAGCUGUACCCCUUGACACUGCGACUUUUUCGUCAUGUGCAGCAACAGACCAGGUCUCCCAACAACUCAUGGGUUGGUGUUGUUGGAGGGUAUGGAGCUGCUGCCUUAAAUUCAGCACCAUAUUAUGUAACAUCCCUUCCAAACUCAUCAAUAUCUUCUCCAAAGAGAUACUUAGCCUACCUUGCUGCAUUUAGUCGACUGGCAACCUUGCGGCAGGUAUAUGAUUACCUGGCUACCAAAUUACGUUUAAGAGUUGAAGAUAUGAGACUGUGGUAUGUGCGAGAAGAGCCUGCUGGCAUGAUAUUAUUGGAAGAAGAUGAUGCCACACUGGAGGAAGUAGGAGUAGCAGACCUUGCCCAGGUACUGAUUGAGGUGCGGAACAAGGACCUCACUUGGCCUGAGGAGAUGAGCCAGAUCACCUCCACCAGGGUAAUGCACACCCAGUCUAGCCAAGGUUUAAAAGAGAAAGGCGUCACAGGACUGAACAACCUCGGGAACACUUGCUUCCUCAAUGCUGCCCUUCAAUGCUGCUCAAACACCAGUCCUCUCACAACAUACUUCAUUAAGAAUAUGCACCUUUAUGAGCUUAACCCAGAUAAUCCAUGUGGAAUGAAAGGUCAUAUGGCAAGGCAGUAUGGAAAUCUGAUGCAAGAGCUGUGGGCUGGAGGAGCAAGAACUGUGGCUCCUCUAAAACUCAGGUGGACGAUAGGAAAGUACAGUGGCAACUUCACAGGGUUUCAGCAGCAUGAUUCCCAGGAGUUAUUAGCAUUUCUUCUUGAUGGCCUCCAUGAAGACCUUAACAGGGUUCACAAUAAGCCAUAUAUUGAACUUAAGGACUCAGAGGGAAGACCUGACACUCUUGUUGCUCAGGAGGCAUGGGAGAAUCAUAUCCUCCGCAACAAAUCCAUAAUAGUUGAUCUCUUUCAUGGGCAACUCAAAAGUAAGGUCACCUGUAGAGUUUGUGGGAACGAGAGUGCAAGGUUUGAUCCAUUCACCUAUUUGACUUUACAGCUGCCAAUGGAAAGUUUUGUUCAUUUUGAAGUUAUUGUGGUGCGUCUGGAUGGUAGUGUUCCUGUCAAGUAUGGGCUGCGUCUCAACAGUGAUAGUCGUUACUAUGAUGUAAAGCAACACCUCCAUAUCUUAACCAGUAUCCCCCCUCACCAAAUAAUGCUCAGCGAUGUAUCCAAUGCUCAGAUUAAGUAUAUUCCUAUGGAUGAAGGACGAGUGAGGGCUCUCUCUGGAAAUGUGUUGUUUGCCUACGAAUUGCCUUCACCAACUUCAAAUCACCCAAGUGAGCUCCGUUCAGCUACCCGCAGUGCCAAAGACCGUCAUGUCUUCACCCACAUCCAGCGGUCAACUCACCAUAGUUCCCCUUGUCUUAGAGAAGCUAUCAACAGUCCAACUGCAAGUGUUGGUACAAUAGAGAGUGUGAUAUCCAGUCCAAAUACACUUGAGUAUACUUCCAGUGGGUCCAGCCUGCACUCUAGUCAGCCUCCAUCGAACACUGAUCAGAAUAGCUGCAAGAUUCUUGACCAUAAGGACAGCAACAGCAGCCUGGUGUCCUCUACUUCCUCAGAACUGGCAGCAUCCUCUCUCUCCUCUUCUAUCCAGCAUGAUAAUGACCUCUACAAUGCUCAAAAAGGGUUCAUCAUUGCCUUCCACAGAAAGAUGAUGCGUCAAGAAGUGUACUUCCUUUCAAGCCAAAAGACCAAACCAAGUUUAUUUGGACUUCCUCUUGUUAUACCUUGUAGCACAGUUACUACUCAACAGGAUUUGUAUCAAGCUGUCUGGACACAGGUAUCAAGGCUAGUUUCACCCCUACCCCCAACUGAGGCUCCAGGACCCAACCAUGCUCAUGACUGUGAUGACAGUCUUGGUUAUGAAUUCCCAUUUGUCCUUCGUGCUGUUGAACGGGAAGGACUCCAGUGUGCUUGGUGCCCUUGGUACAAAUUUUGCCGAGGUUGUCAGUUACCCUGUGAAGACAAGAUGUUCCCUCAGAAUGCUGCUUUCUUAGCAAUUGACUGGGAUCCUACUGCUCUUCAUUUGAGAUACCAGUCUGGUUUGGAACGAGUAUUCAUGGAGCACAGUAGUGUUGAAGAAAUGCGACGCAAGCACGUGGAACCCAUAGCUCUGUCAGACUGCUUGGAAGCUUUCUGCUCUGAAGAAGUUCUCGACUACUCAUGUGAUAAGUGCCAGAAAGUUCAACAGGCAGCAAAGAAAUUGCAGAUUUGGAGGUUACCACCUGUAUUGAUUGUACACCUCAAGAGAUUCCAGUUUGUGGGUAACAAGUGGAUUAAGAGUCAAAAAAUAGUCAAUUUUCCCUUGAAAGACUUUGACCCAACAGAGUAUUUGGCUUCAGUCCCUCGGCAAACCAUUUACAUGCAUCGAGCAGAGCUGGAAGGUGUUGAUCCAGCUGUGUACUUGGCAAAUCUUCCAGACAAAGACAAUGUACUUCUGGAUAUUGUACCAGAAAAUAAAAUAAUUGAACACAUCAAGGGUAGUUAUGAUGAUGACUCAAGUGGAAGAAGUGGAAAGCCAUCAUUGAAUGGAUCAGUCAAUGGCAGCAUUUUGAGUGGUGGAACCAGCCUGUGCCCAAGUACAACACAUGAGGGUUCUCUGGGAAGCAGUGAUUUUGGGAGUAAGAGGCGCAUCAGGAAUGGGUCUGUGUUAUAUGGGGACACCCUACAGGAUUUCCAUCAGCACAGACUUGAAGAGGGGUAUGAUCCACUGGAUCUCAAGUACAGCCUUUAUGCUAUUGCUUGUCACACAGGAAUUAUGGAAGGUGGUCACUAUGUGUGUUACGCCAAGAAUCCUCAGGGGAAGUGGAUAUGCUUCAAUGAUAGCAGCUGCAAGGAGGUGAAUGAGUCACAAAUUGAUCUCAAUUCUGCAUAUAUGUUGUUCUACCAGCGUGAAGGGCUUUCAGUUGAGAAGUACAUGCCAAAUGUAGAUGGUAAAGUGCCAUUCCCCAAGGAAUUGGAUGAGGAGAGUGAGGCUGAGUAUAAAAAACAAUGCACUGUUAUGUAACAUUGUUAAACUCAUUCCUUGGAUUUAUAUAACUAAGAAUAUAAUAUUUACACAUUCAUACUUGCUAUAAUAUUCUACUUAAUAUGCAUGUAAACACUCACAAAGUGUAGCAUGAGUCUUUGGACAAAUUUUCUUGUACAUGUGAUUCUUUUUCUUUUUUUAAUGUAGAAAUUAUGUGCUGUGCAUAGUGAAGUCCUCAUCUGCUGUCAGGCCUGUAGCACCUUCCUCUUUCUUUCAUAUGGUGACCAAUGAGCCUAGUUUGGGCACUGAGCUAGGCAAAACAUGGAACCAAGGGUUAAGAGGAAAUGCAGUGAAGAAUACCAGUGGGUUUGUUAUAAGUAAUUCAAACUGAUUAUACCAAAGAUUUAAUUCUGAUUAUCUCCUUGCCUUUUACUUUUGAAGUAGUCUUAGCAGGCUUUUUCUUCCAUAUUUUAUUUAUUUUUAAGGAGGUAUGGCUCCAUCUUCCAAAAUGAAUGGGAGAUAGAUAUAUAAGUAAAAAGACAAAAAGGAAAAAUAACCAACCCUCAGUGAAUUAUUCUACCUGUGAAAAGUUCUUGUACAUUUUAUAUUUACUGUAAACAUUCCUAUAUAUUGUACAGAUGUUUUUGUAAGAAAAAUUUACUACAUAUACACAUUUAUUCAUAUUAGCUAUACCCUGAGUUCUGAUUGUGUAAUUGCCUAAGCUGAAAGCAAUGAUAACUAAUUGCAUAACAGCAGUGCCUCAGGUAUAGGGAAAGUUACUAGUCAACUGAUAUGAAUGGCAGGAUUCUGUUGCAUUCAUUGUGGAGUAGAACAAUGCCUUAGGAAUUUUCUUACAAGUAAUAGUUUUCCUGUUUAAGCAAUACAUACCCAUCAUCAGUAUAUAACAUAAUUGGUUGCAAAGGCUUGUUUAUGCUACUAUAUCGAGUCUUCUGCUGUACCAGAUUGUACAGUAUAUUAUUAUGAAAUGCUUGAGACACACAGAGACCAGUAUAAGUCAUAGCUUCAGUUAAUCAUAUUUAUAAAUGAUUAGUUGUAUUUGCAUGUAGGAAAUACUGUAAUAAUGGGUUGCUUCAUAAAUUGUUGGAAGUGCCUGUAGCACAUAUUAUGGUGAGCAUGAUACCAAACAAUGUUGUGAGGAGGCAUCUUAUUCAUCAAAUAGAAUAUUGAAAAUAUGUAGUGUUCAUGUGAUUAUUUUUGCUGUGAAUUCACUCUUGUACACUCACCUCCUGCUUACAUUUUUGCUUCAGUGAUUUUACUAAGAAAACUAAAUACAAUUGUAUUUCAAGCAUUUGAUAGUCGUCUUCACUGGUUUUGCCAUACACAGUAAAACAGAUGAUAAAUUUAUUAGGUAUUGAAUUACAUGAGAUCAUUUGUAAAUAAUAUGCAUCAUCAUUAUAGAGAGCACUCAUCAAGGUUAGUAUAAUACUAAAACAGUUCUGUGGAGUGAUAUUUUGAAGUAAUAUAACCUCCAGCUAUGGCUACAUUUGUGUACUGCUUUGUUUACAUAUUUUCUCUUAGAUCUAUUUUAUCAGGUAACAUGUAUAUUUUUUUCUUCAUAUAUCUAUCUAUAAUAUGUAUAACUUUUUGUUGUUAUUGUUAUUAUAAUAAUUAUUUUAUAUCAUUAUUAUUGUUGUAGUUUUUGUCACUUGAAAAAUUUAAUAUACAGAGGAAUUUUUGUCACAACAAAAAAAAUCUUUAUACAGGAUUGAUAUCUUAAACAAGAAAUAUACUUGUGCAUUGUUGAGUACCAAAACACAUAACAAGCAAUAUAUAUGUUUUCGUAAAGGUAGGGACUGAAAGGAAAUUAAAAUGUCACUAUUAGUCCUCCAUCUUAUACAAGUGUUUUCAGCCAUUGAGGGUAUUACUGCAAUAGCUGAAGGCAAGUGAUAAAAGUGAUGAUAGGUGCUACUGAUAUGUGGUACUACUUAUGACUCAAAGGAAAUAAAUUAUACCCAUAAUUAUA
Messenger RNA from Portunus trituberculatus (swimming crab), 6997 nucleotides. RefSeq names its product ubiquitin carboxyl-terminal hydrolase 32-like (gene Usp32). Gene Ontology annotation, biological process: protein deubiquitination. Gene Ontology annotation, cellular component: Golgi apparatus. The transcript is spliced from 32 exons. Lineage: Eukaryota; Metazoa; Arthropoda; Malacostraca; Decapoda; Portunidae. Bases 109 to 5052 code for a protein of 1647 amino acids. The record is from RefSeq and is a predicted model, not a curated record. Gene Ontology annotation, molecular function: calcium ion binding; cysteine-type deubiquitinase activity.